Messenger RNA from Marmota monax (woodchuck), 1447 nucleotides. RefSeq names its product Ras converting CAAX endopeptidase 1 (gene Rce1). Gene Ontology annotation, biological process: CAAX-box protein processing. Lineage: Eukaryota; Metazoa; Chordata; Mammalia; Rodentia; Sciuridae. The coding region runs from base 27 to 1016 and encodes 329 amino acids. The transcript has 8 exons. The record is from RefSeq and is a predicted model, not a curated record. Gene Ontology annotation, molecular function: metalloendopeptidase activity. Gene Ontology annotation, cellular component: endoplasmic reticulum membrane.
UGGUGCGCGCCGCGGGUGCGGGCGCGAUGGCGGCGCUGGGCGGGGAUGGGCUGCGCCUGCUGUCGGUCUCACGGCCUGAGCGGCAGCCGGAGUCAGCGGCGCUGGGCAGCCCGGGUCCCGGGCUGUGCUGCUGGGUGUCGGUGUUCUCCUGCCUCAGCCUUGCCUGCUCUUACGUGGGCAGCCUGUACGUCUGGAAGAGCGAGCUGCCCAGGGACCACCCUGCCGUCAUCAAGCGGCGUUUCACCAGUGUCCUGGUGGUUUCCAGUCUCUCACCCCUCUGCGUGCUGCUUUGGAGGGAACUAACGGGCAUCCAGCCAGGCACAUCCCUGCUCACCCUGAUGGGCUUCAGGCUGGAGGGCAUUUUCCCAGCAGCACUGCUGCCCCUGCUGCUGACCAUGAUCCUUUUCCUGGGUCCACUGAUGCAACUCUCUCUGGAUUGCCCUUGUGAUCUGGCAGAUGGGCUGAAGGUGGUCCUUGCCCCUCGCUCCUGGGCCCGCUGCCUCACAGACAUGCGUUGGCUGCGGAACCAAGUGAUUGCGCCCCUGACAGAGGAGCUGGUAUUCCGGGCCUGUAUGCUGCCCAUGUUAGCACCAUGCAUGGGCCUGGGCCCUGCUGUGUUCACCUGCCCACUCUUCUUUGGAGUUGCCCAUUUUCACCACAUUAUUGAGCAGCUGCGUUUCCGCCAGAGCAGUGUGGGGAGCAUCUUCUUGUCUGCAGCGUUCCAGUUCUCCUAUACAGCUGUCUUCGGUGCCUACACUGCUUUCCUCUUCAUCCGCACAGGACACCUGAUUGGGCCUGUUCUCUGCCACUCCUUCUGCAAUUACAUGGGCUUCCCAGCUGUGUGUGCUGCCCUGGAACAUCCGCAGAGGCGGCCCCUUCUGGCAGGCUAUGCCCUGGGUGUGGGACUCUUCCUGCUUCUACUCCAACCCCUCACCAACCCCAAGCUCUACGGCAGCCUUCCCCUUUGUGUGCUUUUGGAGCGGGCAGGGGACUCAGAGGCUCUCCUGUGCUCCUGACCUUCACUCCUGUGUACACUCCAGUGAACUCUCAUGGGCUCCGUGGCCCCUCCCCAUCAAGGGGUACUGCAGGGAGGGGCUGGCCAGGGUCCCCGAGAUCUCAGGAAUUUUUAUAGGGGAUUGAAGCCAGAGCUAGUUGAAUCCCAGGGACCAAGAGAAAGGAGCAGAUAUCCAAAGGAUGCAGCCCCUCUUGAAAGGGGGCGAGGAGCAACUGGGAGUGAGGGGACCAAGGGACAGGUCCUAGGAGCUGUGCACUCCCUUCCUCACUUUGGACUAUUGCUUCUCCUAGCUCCUCUGCCCCCUUCUGCCUCUGAAAAGCUGCUCAGGGGUUUUUAUUUAUAAAACCCCUCCCCCAAACUUCCAGGGUUUUCUCAUUGUCUUUUUGCAUCAGAACUUUGUAUUGGGGUAUUAAAGAGAUUUAACUUGGGUAA